GUGCAUACAGAUUUGGGCCGCACAAUAUGUUCUGUUGUCUUAGAAUUUACAAACAAUCCUCCUAUGAUAUUUGGUACUGAGCACCCUCAAUGCACGCCGCCAAGUCAGUUACCAUAUACACCACAGCCUCAAGCAGCUGCUCCAUUUGUAGCACCAUAUCCCGUCAAUCCUAUAUCAACAGUACCAAGUGGCAUGAAUUAUAUACCACAGAUACCAAUGCCAACGCUGACGACCUCCAGUCCAGUGCCAAUGUCAUGUUCUUAUACAAUGCCGACAGUGCCCACAUCGUUUCCAGACCUUCAUAGUAAAACAGUUUCACAACUACAGGCAUUCAACGCAGAGGAACAUAUUCUAGCAGAAUAUUCACUUAAUUUACCGCAGAUGAAGAAAUUACAAGUCGACCGUCUGGAUUUGUGCAAUGCUAACGAGGAUUUAGCAAAGAUUAAUCUGAGAAAGAAACCCUAUUUGGAAUCUCAGAAAGAAGAGUUAAGACAAAAAUAUGAAAUAUUGGAACAGCUGAGAAAACAGUUUGAUAUAGAUUGUCAGAAACAACAAACCUUAAGUGAAAGAUACAAUCCAUCCAACCUUCUUACACAUCUAAAGAUUGCAUCAGCUGAAGCUGAGGAGGAGUCAGAAAAAAUUGCUGAUUUAUUUUUAGAUAAACAGAUUGAUAUUGAAUCCUUUGUGCAACAGUUUAUGGAGAAACGAAAAUUGUGUCAUACAAGAAAAGGUAAAGAAGAAAAGCUGAUGCAAUUGGCUGAUAGGCGAUACUAAUAUCUUCUUACCACUGAUGAUGUAAUCCAAGAUGGCUGAGAACAAAUCCAAGAUGGCUGAAAGUCAACUGAUGCAUGAUUGGAUACUUGGAUAUUCAAUCCAAGAUGGCUGAGAGCCAACAGACAUGUGAUUAAACAUUGGAUUAUACAAAUCCAAGAUGGCUGCUCGUAAUUCAAGAUGGUUGGAUACUUGACUAU
This is a messenger RNA of Saccoglossus kowalevskii, 971 nucleotides long. RefSeq names its product vacuolar protein sorting-associated protein 37A-like. The record is from RefSeq and is a predicted model, not a curated record. Gene Ontology annotation, biological process: ubiquitin-dependent protein catabolic process via the multivesicular body sorting pathway; protein targeting to vacuole; protein targeting to membrane. NCBI's taxonomy places the organism in Eukaryota, Metazoa, Hemichordata, Enteropneusta, Harrimaniidae. Gene Ontology annotation, cellular component: ESCRT I complex.